UGGAAAGUCAAGCCUAUCUUUCUCCAUUUAUAAACCACACGCGGGUAUCCUUCAGUUUCGUCACCUGAAAAACUCGAUUUCCUUCCGUGAGACGUCGUCGUCGUCAGUUUCAAUCGAAGGUUGCUUCCUUGGAGCGGCCGGAAUUAACGCCGGAGAACUCAGCGUCUCUCUCUGAAAUUCUCUAAUCGGUGGAGAAUCGCCGGAUCGAAAGUUCGUCAUAUAUAAUAGUAUGAUUCGUAGUGUGUGGUUUUAUUUUUUCCUCUCUUUCUACGUUUCCGUGAUUAGAUCCUUCGUUCCUUGGAUUAUUUUCCGGUAAUGUGUCUCUCUAAAUGCGUGGUUGAAUUGUCUGAUACACUCUAGUUUUUGAUCGAUUGAGUUCCGUAUAGUUUUCGAAAAGACUUGGAAGAUUUCAGAAGAAGCCGUUGUUUGGAAAAAAAUUUAGCUCGAGGCAUGUCUCGAAAAUGGUGAAUUUCUCUGCAAAUAGGUUAUCUUAUCUGUUGGAUGUGGAGGAAGUAGAGAUCGUAGGCUUUCGUAAUCUCUCUAGCAGAUUUAGUUUUGUGCUUCAUAGACUAUGUUAAGCCGAACUUCCAUAGACAGAAUACAUCUGACACUUCUUUGUGCUUCUUGGGGGAAUCCUUUGUAUCGUUGGAAGGGCUCAUAGGCGCUGUUUCAGGGGUGAAAGCUAGAUUUCAAGGUGAGUCUCAGAGCCUCGCUCUACUUCUCUUUGGUCUACUGAUGAAAGGAUCCGUAAGGGUGAGAUAUAUAGGUCUCUGAGAAACAUCUUCCUUCUUGUUGAUCUAGCGAAAAAUCCAUCUCCUUCUUCAGCUUAGCUAGCUACCCUUUGCGUUGGCAUCUCCAUUGAUAUUAUUCUUCGUUAACCCAGACUUGUGAAAUCUUCAUUUUCACCUAAGUAUAUCCCUUGAUCAUGCACUCUUAAACUAUCUCUGUUUGUCAUCUCUGAUUUGGCCAAGAGUGGUCGUUUUUCUUGAAGAAGGCGGCCUGGUUGCUCACCUUUUUUUUGUAGUCUGUAUCUCAGCUAUGGUUCCUAUAUAGUUCCGUUGGUUACCCUUUAGCUCAAGAGAAAACCAGCCAGCUUUGAAGACAGAGUUCGAUAAACUUAGAGUACUCUUCAGGCUUUUGUUUCCUUUUAAGAAAUUUCUGAUUCGUAUGUUGACUGAAGAAAAUUAGUGCAAAGUGCCUGUGGGGGAGGUUGGGCAUAUCCGGUUUAAACUGGAUAGAUUUCCCAAGAUUUCAAGGACUGAACUGGUUGGAGUCGUUUCAAAACUGGAUUGUCUUGGUGCUGAUUGGAUUGGCCUGCUGCAAUGUAGAUGGAGGCAACAGUGCAUCGAGUUUUUUUUUCCUGGAUUUUCAGGUGACAAACGUUGUUUUGGAAAUGAUGAAUAUAUAUUCUAAAUCUUUUCCUACUUGCAGGUUUCAUAAGCUUUUUCAGUCAGCUGGCAUUGUCUGCCAAUAUCACUCACAGAUAAUUCGUAAUGGCGCAAGUUCAAUUCAACCAUUUUGUUCAGCAACCCCAGAAGGCUGACAGAGAGGAGAGUGAGAUGUCAAGAAAUUUGUCCCUUCAUUCAUGCAAUGAAGAAUCUGAGUCGCCAGAAUUGGAGGCAGUGGAGUCACUAUUAAAAGAAGUCCUUGGCAGAGGACAUAUGGAGCAUGGAUGUCCACACUACAGAAGAAGGUGUUGCAUUAGAUCUCCUUGCUGUAAUGAGAUCUUUGGUUGCCAUCACUGUCAUUAUGAGGCGAAGAACAGUAUAAAUGUAGAUCAGAGACAGAGGCAUGAUAUUCCUCGCCAGAAAGUUGAACAGGUUAUUUGCUUACUCUGUGGCACUGAACAAGAGGUUCGUCAAACUUGUAUUAAUUGCGGAGUGUGCAUGGGGAAGUACUUCUGUGAAGUCUGCAAGCUCUAUGAUGAUGAUACAUCUAAGAAACAGUAUCACUGCGACGGGUGUGGAAUCUGCAGAAUCGGUGGGCGUGAAAAUUUCUUUCACUGUUAUAAGUGUGGCUGUUGUUAUUCAAUCCUUCUCAAGGACAGUCACCCUUGUGUUGAAGGAGCAAUGCAUCACGAUUGCCCCAUUUGUUUUGAGUUCCUGUUUGAAUCACGUAACGAUGUGACGGUGUUGCCAUGUGGACACACAAUCCAUCAGAAGUGCUUGGAGGAGAUGAGAGAACAUUACCAAUACGCGUGCCCACUUUGCUCAAAAUCUGUAUGCGACAUGUCAAAGGUGUGGGAGAAAUUUGACGUGGAGAUUGCUGCUACACCAAUGCCAGAACCAUACCAGAACAGAAUGGUUCAGAUUCUCUGCAACGAUUGUGGGAAAAAAUCGGAGGUACAAUUCCAUGUGGUGGCUCAGAAAUGCCCAAACUGCAAAUCAUACAACACUCGCCAAACCCGAGGCUGAAGCUGGCUUUUUGUAAGCAUGGCGUUUUCAAGUUUGUUAUCAGAUGCAUUCAAGAGCAAAAUUCACUUGAGCCAAUUGUGCUGUCGUUGGCUCCUUAACCUUAGGACUCGUCUCUCGACUCUUAUCUCUUCACUCUCUUCUUUAAUAUUCUCGGUCUAGUCUCUUGUUAGCUUGUGUUCUGUAAUAAUAGUCUAGUUACUAUCCAUUAUAAUAUUGUCUCCUUUGUCCCAACUCUGAGUUAUAUCAAAGUACAUGGUUUAUUUAAAACAAAGGUAUCGAACAGUCAACAGUGAACAAAGAGCUAGUAUGCAUGAAAAUCACAUUUACCAUUCAAUGAUUAUCGAAGUCUUAGAGCUAGAAAAAAAUUUAUUAGUUUCAUGUAUUUUUAAAAUUUAAAAUAAAAAAUAAACAAGAAACAAGUGUGAUAUGGUGUU
Thlaspi arvense is the source of this 2848-nucleotide messenger RNA. NCBI's taxonomy places the organism in Eukaryota, Viridiplantae, Streptophyta, Magnoliopsida, Brassicales, Brassicaceae. The record is from the annotation of a GenBank genome assembly.